Messenger RNA from Ictalurus furcatus (blue catfish), 2169 nucleotides. RefSeq names its product ornithine transcarbamylase, mitochondrial-like. Gene Ontology annotation, biological process: L-citrulline biosynthetic process. Bases 338 to 1393 code for a protein of 351 amino acids. Gene Ontology annotation, molecular function: amino acid binding; ornithine carbamoyltransferase activity. NCBI's taxonomy places the organism in Eukaryota, Metazoa, Chordata, Actinopteri, Siluriformes, Ictaluridae. The record is from RefSeq and is a predicted model, not a curated record. Gene Ontology annotation, cellular component: mitochondrion. The transcript is spliced from 10 exons.
AUAAGCCUAUAUAUUUAACACAUUUAAUUCAAGACAAACAGGAUACUAAGUGUACAGUUAUUACACAUUUGGGAUUCAGUCAUUGGGAGACCAGGAGCGCUACAAGAGAACUGGGGGAAACUAUCAAUACUACUCUUUAACACAGCCUUCUCAAGCCUUUGCGAUGAUAUACUGUAUUCAAAACAGUCACUCGUGGGCACGAGUGGGCGGGGUUUAGUAGGGCGUUGUGGGGCCCGCUCUCGGCUGAUGAAAGCACAGGUGGGGUUUGAGAAAAGUUUGGAUAGAGAAAAGUUUGGGUUUUAUUUUAGUCUGUGCUGUAACACGACUUCUGAUCAGCAUGCUUGCUCUCAGGAACACCGUUCUGCACAGCCUUAAAGCUGUCAAGUCUGACCAGGCACGGAGUUUCAGGCUGGGGAGGACAUCUUUAGGAUGUGUGAACCUGAAGGGACGCAGUUUCCUCACGCUGAAAGACUUCAACCCUGAUGAGAUCAAGCACAUCCUGUGGGUGUCUUCUGACCUAAAGCAUCGGAUCAAGCAUGAAGGACAGUAUCUUCCUCUCCUUCAAGGCAAAUCUAUUGCCAUGAUAUUCGAGAGGAGAAGCACUAGGACCCGCAUGUCCACUGAAACAGGGUUCGCUCUGUUGGGAGGUCAUCCAUGUUUCCUUGCCUCUCAGGAUAUUCACCUGGGUGUAAAUGAGAGCACAAAAGACACAGCAAGAGUGCUCUCGAACUUGACUGAUAUUGUGUUAGCCCGGGUGUACAGUCACUCCACUUUGGAGCAGCUGGAUAAGGAAGCUUCUAUACCAAUUAUCAACGGCCUCUCUGAUCUUUACCAUCCUAUACAGAUACUAGCUGAUCUGCUCACACUGCAGGAGCAUUACGGUUCUUUGAAGGGCCUGACAGUGUCUUGGAUAGGUGAUGGUACCAAUGUCCUCCACUCCUUCAUGAUGUCAGCGGCCAAAUUGGGAAUAAAUCUGAGAAUAGCUAGGCCAAAGGGUUAUGAACCAGAUGCUAAUGUCACUCAGGAGGCGCUGCGUCUCUCUAAACAGUUUGGGACAGAGCUGCACUUGUUUUCAGAGCCACUGGAGGCAGCUCAGGGCAGCAAUGUGCUGGUGACAGACGCGUGGAUUGGCAUGGGCCAGGAAGAUGAAAACAUGAAGAGGCUGAAGGACUUCCAUGGCUACAAGAUCACCAUGAAGACAGGAAGUGUAGCAGCACAAGACUGGACUUUCUUGCACUGUCUCCCACGAAAGUCAGAAGUGGACGACGAGGUUUUCUACUCGCCACGCUCACUGGUGUUUCCUGAGGCUGAAAACCGCAAAUGGACCAUUAUGGGGUUGACUGCGUGUAUCCUGACCGACUACAGUCCUCAGAUCCCCAAACUGAAACUGUAGUGUUUCAGUACUGAACUUCAGUCCUUAAAUAGUUCAGGAUCUCUUCAUCUUUGUUCGUUAAUUCAUCUCCAGUAAUCACUUUAUUUAAAAAAGCUAAAAAAAAAUUAAAAUAAUUAAAAAUAAAAAGAUUUAAUCUUUUAAAUUUUUUAAAAGAUUAAAAAAAAAUUUGUAUGGAUUUUGUUACGACAGAACAGCUCCAGUGUGUGGCAGAUUAAACCUGGAGAGAUUAUUGGUUAAUUCACUCUCUAGCCUGCAGAGGGCGCAACCAGCAUGUUUUAAUAAUAAUAAUAAUAAUGAUAAUAAUAAUGAUAAUAAUAAUAAUUAUUAUUAUUAUAAAGAAUUGGGCAAAUGAUGCAUUUAAGUCAUUUACUAUUUAUUUAGUGAUAAUUAUUGAUAUUAAUGAUAUUUAUUAUUAAAAAUACACUUGCAGCAGCUCUAUUACUUCCAGCCCUGUUGAUUUUUUUCACUUAAUUUUCUGGAUAAUUGUGUGAUCGCUAGCAAAAAGGCAGUGUUUAGAAAGACCCAUUUGACCUUAGCGUUCUGCAUACGCUCAUAAAGGGAGUUGAUAUGGGUGUCCAGUAUAAGAUUGAGAUCAUCCAUGGUGCUCUGAGGUGCUGCGACAGCAGCCAAAUACAUCAGACAGGGAGGAACAAGGACUUUCUUCUUACUAGCAGUCCCUGCAGCAAGGCUAGUACUCUAGGAACUAGGCAGUGCAGCGGCUCCAGAUGAUGGGGUGCACGCUAUUCAUGGAGCAGUGUCUACCUGAGGACACAAGG